This is a messenger RNA of Astyanax mexicanus (Mexican tetra), 7491 nucleotides long. RefSeq names its product solute carrier family 20 member 2 (gene slc20a2). The transcript is spliced from 12 exons. Gene Ontology annotation, cellular component: membrane. The coding region runs from base 628 to 2616 and encodes 662 amino acids. Gene Ontology annotation, biological process: phosphate ion transmembrane transport. The record is from RefSeq and is a predicted model, not a curated record. Gene Ontology annotation, molecular function: phosphate transmembrane transporter activity. NCBI's taxonomy places the organism in Eukaryota, Metazoa, Chordata, Actinopteri, Characiformes, Acestrorhamphidae.
GCCCGGAUGCGAACAAGCAACAGUCAGGACAACAUGGUCGCUUGACUGAAGGCUGCGAUUACAGACGCGUGCUGGAAUCUCAGCGCUCCCACUCAGACACUACCUCAAAAACGGGGGGCUCGCUUCACUGCCGGAGCCUUCACCGCUGGGGAGGACGACCUCGUGCUUUACGGACUAAUUUCUCUCACACGGACAGGUUAUGUGGGAGCCGUUGUGAAUCUGUGUGAGAACUUGCCAGACGUCUUCUUCUAUGGUUAAACUCCCACCCUGACCUUCAAGAUAGACUCAACACAGUGCAGAAGAGGAACAAAUGCCUACACCAAACCAAACUGAAGACUUCUCAGUGGACAGGACACGCAGAGGGCCGAAGAAUGGAAUGCUCUCUCCUGCCUACAUCACAGCUCACAGCUCCAAAGACUGAGGUUAAACGGCUUAGUUAGCAGUGUGCCUCUCCCCCUAGAACUUGCACAGCCAGGGGAGAAGGAGUGACAAACAAAAGAGAAGGGGAAUUUUUUUUUUUUCCUUUAAGAAUAAAGCACAGCACCUUACUUCGCUUAGUUCAGACGUCCGGAGUUAUUUAUUUUUGGAUUAUUUGAGUUCUGAUCCUGCUCGAGAACCGACACCAAGAUGGAUUUAGAGCCGUACCUAUGGAUGGUCAUAAUUGGCUUCAUCAUCGCCUUCGUCCUGGCGUUUUCAGUGGGAGCCAAUGACGUGGCGAACUCGUUUGGCACGGCCGUGGGCUCGGGAGUGGUCACGCUGCGCCAGGCCUGCAUCCUGGCCUCCAUUUUUGAAACCCUGGGCUCCAUGCUACUCGGGGCCAAAGUGGGUGAAACCAUUCGGAAGGGAAUUAUAGACGUCAGCUUGUACAACGAAACCGUGCCCAUACUGAUGGCAGGAGAGGUCAGCGCCAUGGUCGGGUCUGCGGUUUGGCAGCUCAUUGCCUCGUUUCUGAAGCUGCCCAUUUCUGGAACUCAUUGUAUCGUGGGAUCUACUAUAGGCUUCUCCAUGGUGGCUAUUGGCACCAAGGGAGUGCAGUGGAUGCAGCUGGUCAAAAUCGUUGCCUCCUGGUUCAUCUCCCCUCUGCUGUCAGGCAUCAUGUCUGGCCUGCUCUUCUACGUAAUCAGAUAUUUCAUUCUUAGCAAGGAUGAUCCUGUUCCAAAUGGCCUUCGUGCUUUGCCCCUCUUCUACGCUUCUACUAUCGGCAUAAACACUUUCUCCAUCAUGUACACAGGAGCUCCAAUGCUUGGUAUAGAGAUGCUCCCAGUAUGGGCCAUAGCUCUGAUCACCCUGGCGGGCUCUCUGGUGUGUUCUGCGCUGGUCUGGAUCUUCGUCUGCCCCUGGAUGAGAAGGAAAAUAGCAAGUCAGCUGAAAAAAGAGCAUGUUCUCUCGCGCAUCUCUGACGAGAGUCUUGAUAAAAUUCCAGAGGAGGAAGAGGAGGCUCCGGUGUUUAAGGAACUUCCGGGGGCUAAGGGGAACGACGAUGCGGAACUGCCCCUGACCGGGGAGUCCACUGGGGAGUUGAACAGCUUGGCCAAUGGCGGCACCGUCCUGCCUAAUGGCAGGGUGUACGGCCGCACACACUCCAUGACCAACGGGUGCCUGAAGUCGCCUUUGUCCAACGGAAGCUUCAGCUUUGACGGACACAUGCGCAGCGACGGUCAGGUGUACCACACUGUGCACAAGGACUCUGGGCUCUACAAGGAUCUGCUGCACAAGAUCCACGUGGGUCGCCUGGAGGACGAGCGCGCCAACUCACGACCCGACAACAACUACCGAGUCCUGCGGCGCAACAACAGUUACACGUGCUACACAGCAGCCAUCUGCGGCAUGCCCGUCCAGCCUCUGAUCCGCUCUGAGUCCACCGCUUCACCUCCGGAGGACAGCGAGAAGCUGGUGGGAGACAGCGUCUCCUACUCCAAGAAGCGCCUGCGCUACGACAGCUACUCCAGCUACUGCAACGCAGUGGCCGAGGCGGAGAUCGAGGCGGAGGAGGGCGGGGUGGACGUGAAGCUGGGUGCGGAGAAACACGAUCCAGCGCCCGCUGCUGGAGGAGCGCUGGAGGACUGUGUUGAUGAGGACAAGGAGGAGAGGGACAAGCCGCAGGUCUUCCUGCUUUUCCAUUUCCUGCAGAUCCUCACUGCCUGCUUCGGCUCGUUUGCACAUGGUGGCAAUGAUGUCAGUAAUGCCAUUGGUCCAUUGGUGGCUCUGUGGAUGAUCUACGAGCAGGGCGGCGUGAUGCAGAACUCCACUACCCCUGUAUGGCUGCUGUUCUAUGGUGGUGUUGGCAUCUGCGCUGGUUUGUGGGUGUGGGGCCGCCGAGUCAUCCAGACCAUGGGCAAGGACCUCACCCCCAUCACCCCAUCCAGUGGAUUCACUAUUGAGCUGGCUUCAGCCGUCACUGUUGUGCUGGCGUCCAAUAUCGGACUCCCAAUCAGUACUACACACUGCAAGGUGGGCUCAGUGGUCGCCGUGGGUUGGCUCCGCUCCCAGAAGGCCGUGGACUGGCGCCUCUUCCGGAACAUCUUCCUGGCCUGGUUCGUCACGGUCCCUGUAGCCGGCCUCUUCAGCGCUGCUGUCAUGGCCCUGUUUGUCUACGGCAUCCUGCCUUACGUAUGAGAGGAAGAACGAGGGAUAGAGAGAAUGUAUAGAGAGGUGAUGGUUGGGGCAAAGGCAAGAGGAAAAAUAUAAUAAAUUAGACCAGAAGAUGGUUAGAUGAAGAGACAGACGGGUUGGAAUUGAUGGAAAUGGAUGAAGAGUAUAAAGGAAGUGGGGGAGGCUUUAAAAAUGAAAACCUGCCUGAGGAGCAUCCAGAAUUUUCUGACAUAAAUGUUCUUCAUUUUAUCUGCAAGUAUUUAUUUUCAUUUUCUUUUUUUUCUUUAUUUCAGUUUUUAGCUGUUGUUGUAAAGUUUUCACACGUCAUUACAGUAUGUCUCAUGAAGCAGUGCAUUUCAUUAUCAACAAAAAAAAAAUACAAAAAAAUUCUGGCAGAGUUUGCUCGCAGUCAAGACUGGGUGGGUAAAUGGUGCGAUCCGCUCACAAAAAUAGGCACACAAGUAAAUAUGCACAUAUCAGAAGUGCACAUAUCUUAAAUGACUACAUAUUCAGUAUCAGUGAGGAGAAAAGAGGACACAUAAAGCAACAGUUUAGAUCUGAAUAAUCUGUCUGUUACAUAAAAUGCUUGGGCCCAAUUUAAGACUGUUUUCAGUUGUUUAAAUACAUAUACUGUAUACACUGAGAUGCCAAAAAACAGUUUGAGUGAUUUAUUAAUUACAUGCCAAUAAUACACUGCAAGAAAACUGCUGUAUUUAAUAGAGCUACAAUGCAGAGUCCAUAAAAUCAGUUAAAAUAUUGUAAAAACUGUAAAUCAAGCUAAUCCUGAGCUGGACAUUAUGUUCAAAUUUAUAUAAAAUUUAGAUUUCUUUAUUUUUAAUAUCAAUAUCAAUUCCAAUAUCAAAAUGAAUAGUAGCAAAACCACCAUCAGUCAUUACACACUAGUGCUCUGCCCUUUCUGCUCAGCUUGAAUGCAGUGAACCGAUGGCAGUGCCCUGUAAUGAAUAUCAGAAAUACUAAGAUACUGUAAAUUAUAUGCAUUACUUUUACAAUUCAUAUUGACAUUGACAUUGUUAUAUAUCCCUGAAUUUAUCAUACCUCAACAAUCCUCUGCCAUCCAGAAAUAAAGCUAAUAAGAGAAACACACAAAACAGUUUAAGACACUUGAUGAUUUUAAUUAUUAUUAUUAUCAUUGGGUUAAAAGCCCUUUUAUUUUAUCUUUGUUUAUAUCUAGAUUUCCGUUCAACCUUUUUAUUUGUCAGAAUAUAUAAAGUAACAAGGAGGGUAUUUUAACUGUAUGCUAACAUUUCUGCUGUACAUAUUUUCCAUGAUGAAUUUUGAAAGGAUUUAAUUUUUAUUUUGUCUUGACGUUUCUAAAUAUCAUAGAAUCAGAAGUGAUGGGUCAGACUAUUUACAGAUAUGAAGCUGAGACAGAGUUAUUAAUAUUGUGGAUAAAUUUAAAUAAUAAUAGUAAUAUUAAAAUACUGUGUUCUCUGUUUAAAACUCUGUUUAAAAAAACUGAUUUUGUGUAUUAAUAUUACAUAAAGUAAAUAAUAGAAAUAUGAAUAAACCACAUUUCUAUCAUAUCAGCACCAAAACAAUUGGUAUUAUCCAUUUAGACCAGCCCAGUUAAGCAACAGUCUUUCAAAAUUGAUUAUUUGAGAUUAUUGUGAUUGUGCUUUUAAUUUAAUUUAAUUUAAUUUAAAAAUUUAACAUUUAAUUUUGUAUUGUAGAAUCAUUCCCUCCAAAGUCUGCUCCAAAGUAAUUUGUUCUCUAUGCCAAAAUUCAAAUGUAUUUGUCAGUGUUCAGUUAAUAAUGAGCAUCAUAUCUUACUCACUGAAAUAGGUAGUUAAAUUUAAAUAUUUUAAAGUUACAUAUGUUUCAAUGGAACAUCACAAGACCUAAUAUUGGUUUGGUGACUUGAUCACAAUAAGUUAAAGCAUUAUAGUUAUAAAAAAAAUCAGGACUAGCUAAUUUGUACUGAUUUAACAGUUAUUAAAAAAGGACUUGGUCCUGUAGGUCAAUAAUUAUAACUGAACUGUAGGUGCCUCAAUAAAAUUCUCCUUGCUCUUCUGUUUUUUUUUUUUUUUUUACUUUUUUACCAAAGAUUUCUGUUUAGUUCAGUUUCAUUCUCACAUUUAUCAUCAUGUUUUUUUAGAUUAGUUUUUUUCCUGAGACAUAUUUUGAAAAGUACUUCAGUGUUUGUGUGCCGAUAAGACAUUGUGAGAAAACAGUGUAUUAGAACAGUGUAUUAAGAUGCAGGUAGAUCCCAAAAAGUAGAAUAUAAAAAAUGCCAAGAUAAAACUUAUACGUGCAGCUACAGCCAAAACCCAUUGAACACACACACAUACACACACACAUACAAACACACACACACACGUGCACCAGCAUUCACACAUACUGAUUUCGAUGAUAUUGUCUAGAUAUUAACGGCUACCAGCGCACAAAUUAAAAAUUACAUUAUUAUAUAUAUAUAUAUAUACACGGUAUAGUGCCACAAGAUGUAUAUCCACUGUACCCUCAAUUCAAACAGUCAGGAAUACAUAAAUUAAUACAUGCAGCUGAUGACAUUGUGAGACACCUCAACCUCAAAAACAGGAUUUGACAGACAGAUAGAUAGAUGGACAGGACCACAUGCAGGUUUUUUUUUAUCUGUUGUUGCAGCGACACAAAUGGGUCAAAACUGAAAGGUCAAAAGGAAGCAUUGAAUUAAUGUUUUUAUUAUUUUUGGUGGCCUGUUUUUGGAACCUGUAGUCAGAAAGUUUCCAUACUGACACAUGAUGACAGGAUGAUGAUGAUGAAAAUGACGUGCGAGUCAAAGAGGUCAAAACAUUGCUCGGUCAGUUUCGAUGCCCACUGGUCAUUCAGUUCUGUUGAGUUGUGUUUAGCCGUGCCGUUUUCUAUUGAUGGUGGUGAUGGUGUUUGUUUAGCCAGAUGUGGCUGAUGUUGAUGACAUGAGACACCUUAAAAAAAAGAAAAGAAAAGAAAAAGAAAAACUCUGCCUCUGGACAGUCACCAGAUUUGUACAAACGUGUGGCUUUGAACCAAUGCAAAGUGUUAACUUUUUAUUUUCCUCGUGUGUGUGUGUGUGUGUGCGUGUAUUAUACUUUUUAUGUUUUUAUCUUUCAUCAUGAACAAAAAUCUAUGCUUAGACGGCCAUUUGCCUUGUAAUAUUGUGCUUUACUGUUUGUCAGAUACAGUAACUUCAGUACUGUGGUGUUUACAUCUUACUUCUUAUCAUAUUGUAGAAAUAACUCAUUACAGUUGCCUAAAAACGUCAAUGAAAGACAACGUGCUUUUACGUUUAUCAAAUCGAAAUACACGAAUUAGCCAGGAAUAGCGCAGAGCUGUCUCACGUCCUUUCGUGUUUUAGUUUGUAGCGGUGUGAAUUCUGGUCAUGCGUUACUUUUACAUCGCGAGUAGGUUUAAAUAUACAAUAAAUAAUAAAACUGUACACGGUGAGUGUGAUUUAAAAAAAAUAAAUGAAUCAAUAGAUAUAUAAAUUUCAUUCAAACUAUAUUUUUCUACAUAUCUGAGUUUUACCUUGAGUGCUGACUUUGAGUGAACUGGGCUCAGACAGGUCCUGAUAGACAUUUAUGUGAUACUAAGAAAUGGAUCUAAACUAUAUAUAUAUAUAUAUAUAUAUAUAUAUAUAUAUAUAUAUAUAUAUAUAUAUAUAUAUAUAUAUAUAUAUAUAUAUAUAUAUAUACUGAUGUAAUGUUGUAAUGGUUUCUUCUUAAUGAAUGCAAUAUAAUACAGUAUGUAACAGUAUAAUUCAGGUAAGGGUUUAACAGACUAAAAAAAGAAAACAACAAAAACUCUGAAAGAUUCCAUGUAUCCAUUGCUUCUUUUGCCCAGGCAAUUCUCUCCUUUGUUUAAAAGAAAAAAAGAGAGAGAUAGAGAGAGAAAGAACGAGUGGUUGCUUAUUGUUCAACCAAAAAAAAAAAAAAGAAAGAAAAGAAAAUUCAGCAGUGUUCUUGGUUAUGAUUUAUUUUUGGAAAGUAAAGGACAAAAAAUAAAUACUUUGUAAUUUUGUUUCCCUGUACUGCAGUUGUAAGUUGAGUUGCCAGAUAUGAACCGAAACUCCACAGCAGUGGCGUUCUGACCAUUGUUUAGACAGGUGGAGACACAGAGAAGCAAGGUUUUUAGGUUUUCACCAAACCUGUCACUGUUCCAAACCGGCAGGUGACGCUAUCUGCUUUUUUUCGCCAACUGCUGUCUUUCUGGUGCUGGCAUAUUUUUGUGUAUAUAGCUGAGCUGAACUUCGUAUGGCCAAUGUCUCGCAGAGUAUGCAGUAGCAUGUGUGGCCACAGGAGGGUAGCAUUUAUCUGUUAUAGACCUUUAUCUAUUAAAUCCCUCACUUCGGACAAAAGAGCCAAUGGCUGUGCCCUGUGCCACAUGGAGCUUUAUAGAAACUUGCUCAAAAACCCCUCUGAAAAAAGCUUAAUUCGCUGAAUUCAGUGUAUUAAUGUACAGUAUCAUUGCAGGCAGUGCAUUUGAACAAUGUACAAAACAAGGAAACCAUCCAGUUAAAAUCCAUGUAGAUAAGGAUUUAAAAAAUAAUAAUAAAAGUAAAGAUUCCAUUUUUUUUUCUACUUGGCAGCGAAUCAACUUUCUCCCUUAGUGGGUGUACUUACUGAUGGCGUUCUCAUUUUCUCGCUAUGUUUUCAUCUGCAUUCAAAACUAGACAGAAUGUAGCCUUCUCCUUUGCUGGCCUGCUGACGCCUGCUAUGUGUUGUGUCUGUACUGCCAUGCUGUUAGUGCCAUGCUGUAAACUGUCUGGUACCCUCUUAAGACAGGGCUGUAGACCUAACAAUUACUACCCUUAUCUGCAUAUGUACUGUAUUGUUUUAUUUCUCUGGAUUUAUUAUUUUUUUGUGAGAGUUGUCUGCAUUUUAACUAAUUAAAUUAUGGGAAUUAAAAUUACAAAGAAUAACACAA